Messenger RNA from Melanotaenia boesemani (Boeseman's rainbowfish), 2823 nucleotides. It is a transcript of the gene casr, whose product is annotated as calcium-sensing receptor. The coding region runs from base 1 to 2823 and encodes 940 amino acids. The record is from RefSeq and is a predicted model, not a curated record. The transcript has 6 exons. Gene Ontology annotation, biological process: detection of calcium ion; G protein-coupled receptor signaling pathway; intracellular calcium ion homeostasis. Gene Ontology annotation, cellular component: membrane. Lineage: Eukaryota; Metazoa; Chordata; Actinopteri; Atheriniformes; Melanotaeniidae. Gene Ontology annotation, molecular function: calcium ion binding; G protein-coupled receptor activity.
AUGAGAUUGCUCCUGUACUACUUGACACUACUGGGGUCCAGUUUUGUGAUUUCAACUUAUGGACCCCAUCAGAGAGCACAGAUGACAGGUGAUAUUUUGCUUGGAGGUCUUUUCCCCAUACACUUUGGUGUUGCAUCCAAAGAUCAAGACCUGGCAGCCCGGCCAGAAUCUACAAAGUGUGUUAGAUUCAACUUUCGUGGUUUCCGUUGGCUCCAGGCUAUGAUUUUUGCAAUUGAUGAAAUUAACAACAGCAGCACACUUCUGCCCAACAUCACCCUGGGCUACAGGAUAUUUGACACAUGCAACACUGUCUCAAAAGCCUUGGAAGCUACCCUUAGUUUUGUGGCUCAAAACAAGAUUGACUCCCUGAAUUUAGACGAGUUUUGUAACUGCACCGAUCACAUCCCAUCAACCAUUGCAGUUGUAGGAGCUGCUGGGUCUACAGUCUCAACAGCAGUUGCAAACCUACUGGGUCUUUUUUACAUUCCUCAGAUCAGCUAUGCCUCUUCUAGUCGCCUCCUGAGCAACAAGAAUCAAUACAAGUCCUUCAUGAGAACCAUCCCUACAGAUGAAUACCAGGCCACGGCCAUGGCAGACAUCAUUGAGUACUUUCAGUGGAACUGGGUCAUUGCUGUUGCCUCAGAUGAUGACUACGGGCGGCCAGGAAUUGAAAAGUUUGAGAAGGAGAUGGAAGAGCGAGAUAUCUGCAUUCACCUGAAUGAACUUAUUUCCCAGUACUUUGAGGAUAAUGAAAUUAAAUCUCUGGUUGACAGGAUUGAGAACUCCACAGCUAAAGUCAUUGUUGUCUUCGCCAGUGGACCAGACAUUGAGCCUCUAAUCAAAGAGAUGGUCAGGAGAAACAUCACAGACCGCACCUGGCUAGCUAGUGAAGCAUGGGCAAGCUCCUCACUUAUUGCUAAACCAGAAUAUCUAGAUGUUGUGGCAGGGACUAUUGGUUUUGUUUUGAAGGCAGGACAUAUACCUGGCUUUAGAGAGUUCUUAGAGCAUGUUCACCCCAAAAAAGACAGUCACAAUGAAUUUGUCAGAGAGUUUUGGGAAGAAACAUUCAACUGUUAUCUGAAAGACAGCCCAAGACUCCAAGAAAGUGAGAAUGGCAGCACUAGCGUCAGACCUUUGUGUACUGGUGAUGAAGACAUCACAAGUGUUGAGACUCCAUACCUGGACUAUACACACCUUCGUAUCUCCUAUAAUGCUUAUGUUGCUGUUUAUUCAAUUGCACAUGCCCUGCAGGACAUACUCACCUGCACACCUGGUCGUGGACUUUUUGCUAACAAUUCAUGUGCAGAUAUAAGGAAAAUGGAAGCAUGGCAGGUGUUGAAGCAGCUCAGACAUCUGAACUACACCAACAGUAUGGGCGAAAAUAUACACUUUGAUGAAAAUGCAGACAUGGCAGCAAACUACACCAUUAUAAAUUGGCACAGGUCAAGUGAGGAUGGCUCUGUGGUGUUUGAGGAGGUUGGAUACUACAACAUGCAUGUAAAGAGAGGAGCAACACUGUUCAUUGACAAAACAAAGAUUCUUUGGAACGGAUACAGUUCGGAGGUGCCAUUCUCUAAUUGUAGUGAGGACUGUGAACCUGGCACAAGAAAGGGAAUCAUCGAUAGUAUGCCCACAUGCUGCUUUGAGUGCACCGAAUGCUCAGAUGGAGAAUACAGUAAUCAUGGAGAUGCCAGUGUUUGCACCAAGUGUCCAAAUAACUCCUGGUCGAAUGGAAACCACACUUUCUGUUUCUUAAAGGAAAUCGAGUUUCUCUCAUGGACAGAGCCAUUUGGAAUAGCUUUGGCCAUAUGUGCUGUGUUGGGUGUUGUCUUAACCGCUUUUGUAAUGGGAGUCUUUGUCAAAUUUCGCAACACUCCAAUAGUGAAGGCCACAAAUCGAGAACUGUCCUAUGUCCUAUUGUUCUCACUUAUUUGUUGCUUCGCCAGCUCUCUAAUUUUUAUUGGAGAACCACAGGACUGGACCUGUUGUUUACGUCAGCCUGCCUUUGGAAUUAGUUUUGUUCUUUGUAUCUCCUGCAUCCUUGUAAAAACUAACAGAGUGCUUUUGGUGUUUGAGGCCAAGAUUCCUACAAGUCUUCAUCGUAAAUGGUGGGGAUUAAACCUGCAGUUUCUUCUGGUGUUUCUGUGCACAUUUGUUCAAGUCAUGAUAUGUGUGGUCUGGCUUUACAAUGCGCCUCCUUCUAGCUACAUGAAUCAUGACAUUGAUGAGAUCAUUUUUAUCACAUGCAAUGAGGGGUCUGUGAUGGCUCUUGGGUUUCUCAUUGGGUAUACAUGCCUCUUGGCAGCUAUAUGUUUCUUCUUUGCAUUUAAAUCACGGAAACUUCCAGAAAACUUCACAGAGGCAAAGUUCAUCACUUUUAGCAUGCUUAUAUUCUUUAUUGUUUGGAUCUCUUUCAUCCCUGCAUACUUUAGUACUUACGGCAAGUUUGUUUCAGCUGUGGAGGUCAUUGCUAUACUGGCAUCCAGUUUUGGAAUGCUGGCCUGUAUUUUCUUCAACAAGGUCUACAUCAUCCUCUUCAAACCAUCCAGGAACACCACUGAGGAAGUUCGAUGCAGCACUGCAGCCCAUGCUUUCAAAGUGGCAGCUAAAGCUACGCUAAAGCAUAACACAACAUCAAGGAAAAAGUCCAGCAGCAUUGAUGGAUCUUCUGACUCGACUCCAUCUUCUUCCAUUAGCCUCAAAACCAACAGCAAUGACUGUGACACAUCUUCUGGCAAGAAUAGGCCAAGGGUGAGCUUUGGCAGUGGAACAGUUACUCUGUCUUUGAGCUUUGAGGAGUCCAGAAGUAGUACUCUGAUGUAA